CACUCAUUGGCAGCCGAGCCAAACCCUGCGCUAAAUCCGUUAUCCAGGUUCCGUCUGAGAAGAUCCUGAGGGCAGGCAAGGUCCUUCGCCAUGCCAUCCUCUCCAGGGCAUCACACAUGAUCCGGGACAGGAAGUACCACCUGAAGACCUAUAGGCAGUGCUGUGUGGGCACCGAGAUGGUGGACUGGCUGACCCAGCAGAGCCCAUGUGUCCACUCCCGCACUCAGGCCAUCGGGAUGUGGCAGGUUGUGCUUGAAGAAGGAGUGUUGAACCACGUGGACCAGGAGCUCCACUUCCAGGACAAGUACCUCUUUUACCGUUUCCUCGACGACGAGCAGGAAGACGUGCCCCCGCCCAGCGAGGAGGAGAAGAAGGAGAGCGAGGAGGAGCUGCAGGACAUGCUGCUCCUGCUGUCCCAGAUUGGGCCAGACGCCCACAUGCGCAUGAUCCUGAGGAAGCUGCCGGGCCAGAGGACAGCGGAUGACCUGGAAAUCGUCUAUGAAGAGCUGCUCCACAUUAAAGCUUUGUCUCACCUCUCCACCACGGUGAAGAGGGAGCUGGCAGGCCUGCUCAUCUUUGAGUCACAUGCCAAGGCGGGGACAGUGCUGUUCAAUCAAGGAGAAGAAGGGACCUCAUGGUACAUCAUCUUAAAGGGCUCUGUAAAUGUCGUCAUCUACGGCAAGGGUGUUGUAUGCACUCUUCACGAGGGUGAUGAUUUUGGCAAGCUAGCACUAGUCAACGAUGCCCCACGGGCUGCCUCCAUCGUCCUGCGGGAGGACAACUGUCACUUCCUGCGGGUGGACAAGGAAGACUUCAACCGCAUCCUGAGGGAUGUGGAAGCCAACACUGUGCGUCUGAAAGAGCACCAUCAAGACGUGCUGGUUCUGGAGAAGAGCCCCAGCAGCAGUCGUACUUCCAACCUUGGAGGCACGCCCUCCCACUACAAAUACACUGUGAUGUCUGGUACACCAGAGAAGAUCCUGGAGCAUGUCUUGGAGACCGUGAGGCUGGACUCAAGCAUCACUGACCCAGACCCAGUCCUGGACGACUUUGUGCUCAUGCACUGUGUCUUCAUCCCCAACAGCCAGCUCUGCCCGAUGCUAAUGGCACACUACCACGCCCAGGUAUCCCAGGGUUCUGAGCAGGAGAAGCAGAACUAUGCCCUGGGUAACAAGCGGCGGGUGGUACGCCUGGUGCUGCACUGGGCCUCGCUGUACGGGGACCAUCUCCAGGAAGAGGAGGCCUCGCUGGCAUUCCUGGAGGAGUUGCGCGUGACAGUGGCUGACGACUCCAGGGUCUUCCCCGCGCUGAAGGAGGAGCUCGCUGAUUUGGAGAAGGUGGUGAAACUGAAUUUGGAUGAUGCAAAAUCUUCUCAAAAAAAGCACAAAGUUCUGCUGCGUCAGUUCAGCAUGGGCGAUGAGCGGCUCCAGAAGCGACAGCCAAUCAGGAGCACUGAUGAAAUCCUGUCCAAAGUCUACUGCACGGACCACACCUACAGCACCAUUCGGGUGCCAGUGGCAGCCUCCGUGCGGGAAGUCAUUGCUGCUGUGGCCGACAAGCUGGGGUCAGCUGAGGACCUGCUCCUGGUCUGCCUCAGCUCAGCCGGAGACAAGCUGGUGCUGAAGCCCAAUGACAUUUCAGUGUUCUCCACGCUCAGCAUCAACGGACGUCUAUUCGCCUGCCCCAGGAACCUCUUGGAUUCACUGACUCCACUGCCAGAGCAGGAAGGACCGUCCACAGGGUCCUUCGGAACCUUCGAGCUGAUGAGCUCCAAAGACCUGGCCUAUCAGAUGACGCUCUACGACUGGGAGCUCUUCAACUGUGUCCAUGAGCAUGAGCUCAUAUACCAGACAUUCGGGCGGCACAACUUCAAGAAGACCACAGCCAACCUGGACUUGUUCCUCAGGAGGUUCAACGAGGUGCAGCUGUGGGUAGUCACCGAGGUGUGCCUUUGCGCCCAGCUUGGCAAGCGUGUACAGCUCCUCAAGAAGUUCAUCAAGAUCGCCGCCCAUUGCAAGGAGUACAAGAACCUGAACUCCUUCUUCGCCAUCAUUAUGGGGAUGAGCAACCCGGCGGUCAGCAGGCUAAGCCAGACGUGGGAGAAACUGCCUGGCAAGUUCAAGAAGUUCUACGGAGAGUUUGAAAGUCUGAUGGACCCUUCCAGAAACCAUCGGGCCUAUAGGCUGACUGUGGCCAAACUGGACACCCCUCUCAUCCCCUUCAUGCCCCUCCUCAUUAAGGAUAUGACUUUUAGUCAUGAAGGCAACAAGACAUUCGUUGACAACUUAGUCAAUUUUGAGAAAAUGCGAAUGAUCGCUAACACGGUGAGGAUAGUGAGAUACUGCCGGAACCAGCCAUUCAGCCCUGAUGUGUCCCUGGCCAAUAAAAACCACCAGGAUGUGUGGAGCUGCGUGCGCCAGCUCACUGUCAUCGACAACCAAAGGACGUUGUCCCAGCUGUCCCACAGACUGGAGGCACGCAGGACCUGAGCCUUGCCAGCCUAAGCACUGAAUGCACCUGGAUCGGAAGCACCCAAUCAGAGCUCUCCGCAUCACUGACAGCAGGCCGGAUGUGGCAGCCCUGAUGCCAUCUCCAUCUUUACAUCACUUCCUCACCUUUCUUUUCCUUUCUACAUUAUAUUCCCAUUCUUUUCUGUCUUCCUUGUGCUAUCGCAUGUCAACCACCAUAGAUACCUGAAUGUACCUGUCCCAAAAGCUUUCUGAAUGUAUCUUCCUUUCAUGUUACAGUUUUACUUCUUUAGCAGCUCCUACGAAGACGAUAUCCUCAAAGUGCUGAAUUUCUCCUUGCUGUGUUCACAGCUGUACAAUGUAAUCAAAAUAAAACUAUUUCCCAUCAUCCAUUUUAAGACAAAAAAGAACUGUAUCCUAAAUCUAUUACAGGCAAAGCCAUUCAAAUAUAACAUUUAUCAGCAGGCAUCUAGAGUUUAUUUAUAUAGCUCUCAAAGUGCACCUAAUAUUUUUUUUAACUGUGAUAUUAUGUUGGGCAUAUCAGUAUAGAGGUAUUCUAGAUGCAGAAUAAAGCCCAAGUUUUCAUAACUGGUGAUGCAGUACUACUAGUUGUCUUACAAUUCACAGAGUUUUGUAAAUUAAAUAAAAAGUAUUUUGUUCUUUGUGACGGUUAUUUUAUGUAUGAUGUGAAAUGUCUGACUUUAUUACUCUCGACCUCAGCAUGCUCCGGAGUUUAUUACAGCGGAGGUUCUCUAUAAGCUAUCUGUUGUUGCCAGCCGCUGUAUUUCACUGUAUUCUGUAAAUAUAGACUUAUUAAAUGGCUUUUUUUAUAAA
Paramormyrops kingsleyae is the source of this 3302-nucleotide messenger RNA. The record is from RefSeq and is a predicted model, not a curated record. NCBI's taxonomy places the organism in Eukaryota, Metazoa, Chordata, Actinopteri, Osteoglossiformes, Mormyridae.